Molecule: messenger RNA, 5257 nt
Organism: Dermochelys coriacea (leatherback sea turtle)
Lineage: Eukaryota; Metazoa; Chordata; Testudines; Dermochelyidae
Product: zinc finger protein 850-like
Exons: 12
Coding region: 26-4069 (1347 amino acids)
Biological process (GO): regulation of DNA-templated transcription
Source: RefSeq, a predicted model, not a curated record
UUUCUCUGGUAGCUGGACCCAGCCCAUGGGGCAGCCCCGGGCUCUGCCGACACCAGCCCCUGAGACGGAGCCUGCAGGAUUUCUGAUUCUCAAAACCCAGUGUGGUCUCCAGAUGGAGCAAGGGGAAGAGCUGUGGGUCCCAAAUCUCCAGGGUGCUGAGGAAAGGGAGAGUCCAAGAGGCUCCAGGGCAGCAGGUGAUGGGAUGGUGAGUGAGAGCGAAGAGAAGAACCCCGAGAAGGAAGGUCCUGAGCAAGUGGCACCGUAUGAGGUGGGACCAGGGAGAUCUGAUGGGGAUGUUUCCCCCGAGCAGAGCAAAGCCUGCGGGAGUCAGGGCAGGUCAGAGAAGGAGCAGGAGAGCCACCCAGAAGAGAGACAGGAGAAUCCCGGUCACACUCAGGGAUAUUUUGGGAGACACAAUGACUCUACAAUCCACAGGGGACCCUGCCCCGGGGAGAAACCCAACACAUGUGAGGACUGUGGGAAAAGCUUCAGCCUGAGGUCAAAUCUGAUCACCCAUCAAAGACUGCACCUGGGGGAGAGACCCUACCAGUGCCCAGAGUGCGGGCGCUGCUUCAGCCAGAGCUCGCAUCUCAUCACGCACCAGCGUCUGCACACAGGAGAGCGGCCCUACCGAUGCCGGGACUGCGGAAAGAGCUUCAAUGUGAACUCAGACCUGAUUAAACACCAGCGAACGCACACCGGUGAGAGGCCCUAUCCCUGCACUGAGUGUGGGCGGCGAUUCAGCAGUAGCUCAAACCUCACGAGACACCAGCGGCUGCACACGGGCGAGAGACCCUAUCGGUGCGAGGCCUGUGGAGAAAGCUUCCGGGACUGCUCAUCCCUCACUAUCCACCAGAGAGCGCACACAGGAGAGAGGCCCUAUGUCUGCCCCGACUGCGGAAAAGGCUUCACUGACAGCUCCCUCCUCAUCAAGCACCAGAGGACGCACCAGACAGAGAAGUGCUUUAACUGCCCUGACUGUGGGAAAAGCUUCUCCACCAGCACAUACCUGGCUAGGCACCAGAGAACCCACCUGGCCGAGAAGCCUUAUCAGUGCGACGAGUGUGGCAGGGGAUACAGCCAGUUUGCUCACCUCACCACCCACCAGAGAGUGCACACGGGAGAGAGGCCCUACAUCUGCCCCGACUGCGGGAAAAGCUUCACCACCAGCUCUGCCCUGACCAAGCACAAGAGAAUCCACACAGGAGAGAGGCCCUAUGUCUGCCCUGACUGUGGGAAAAGCUUCACUCAGAGCUCAAACGUUAUCACCCACUGGAGACUCCAGCACGGGAAAUCCCUUAAUGCCACCUGCUCGAGAACCACAGCCAACAAGAUCAACUCGUUCUGGAUUGUUGGGCCGGUCCUCCCAUGCGUCUCUGAGCCUCGCGUGUCUCCGAUCCACCGACAGGAUGAGCCAUGCCUGGAUCCAGAGUCGCGUGCACUGGGAAAGAGUUGCAGGUCCUUCCCUAACGUCUCUCUGUGCCCAGCCGCGGGGACUUUCUCCGGGGGCUGGAACCAGCCCCGGGCUCUGCCGACACCAGCCCCUGAGCCGGAGCCUGCAGGGUUUCAGUUUCCUAAAUCUCAGAGGAUCCCUUGGAUGGAGCAAGAGAGAGAGCCAUACAUCCUGGAUCUCCAGGCCUCCUCAGAAGAAGCGAUCCCAAGUGAUGCUAGCACAGCAGGUGACGGGAUGGUGAGUGAGAACGAGGAGGAGAACCUUCAGCAGGAAAGUCCCAAGCCAGUGGAACCGCACAGGUUGGUAGCAGGAGGAUGUGAAGGGAAUGUUUCCCAGAGCCCUGGUGAGGGAGAGGCCUGUGAGAGUGAGGACAGGUCAGAAGAGCAGCAAGUUGAGAGACUGGCUGUGCCCAAUCCCUGGGAGGGGAGCUACCAGGAGCUUGGAGAUGCCCAGCAGACCCUGCAGGUGGGUGGGAAGCAGAACAGCUGUGCCGAAUGCGGGAAACACUUCUCCCGGCGCUCACACCUCGUCAUUCACCAGCGCAUCCACACAGGCGAGAAGCCCUACCAGUGCUCCGAGUGUGGGCGCCGCUUCAGCCAGAGCUCCACGCUGAUCAGCCACCAGCGCACCCACACAGGUGAGAAGCCCUACACCUGCCCCGACUGCGGGAGGAGCUUCAGCCAGAGCUCCACGCUGCUGACCCACCAUCGGCUGCACACCGGGGAGACGCCCUACAAGUGCCUGGACUGCGGAAGGAGCUUCAGCCAGAACUCCACCUUCAUCAUCCACCAGCGCACCCACACCGGCGAGAAGCCCUACACCUGCCCCGACUGUGGCAAGAGCUUCAGUGUCAGCUCCUACCUCAUCACCCACAACCGCAUCCACCGUGGAGAGCGCCCCUACAAGUGCCCAGCCUGUGGGAAGGGCUUCAUCGACAGCUCCACCUUCGUGCGGCACCAGCGCACCCACACGGCUGAGAAGCCCUACCGCUGUGCCGACUGCGGCAAGAGCUUCAGCCUCAGCUCGUACCUGGUGAAACACCGCACCCUGCACACAGGUGAGCGGCCCUACAAGUGCACCGAGUGCGGGAAGCGCUUCGGCGAGAGCUCGGACCUGCUGCGGCACCACCGCACCCACACGGGCGACAGGCCCUUCCAGUGUGCCCAAUGUGGGAAGAGCUUCGGGGAGAGCUCCACACUCACCCGUCACCAGAGGACCCACCAGGGCAAGGAUGCACCCAUCUACUACCGGGGGGAUUUUCUCCUGAGACGGAGACUGCAGGGGCUGGUGACCUUCAAGGAGGUGGCUCUAUAUUUCACCCAGGGGCAGUGUGAACUUCAGGACCCAGGUCAGAGAGACGACAUGCAGGAGAACUAUGAAUCCCUGAUACUGCUGGACUUUCCGAUUCCUAAACCCAACGUGAUCUCUCGGAUGGAAACAGUGGAAGAGCUGGGUGUCCCAGAUCCCCAUGCUGCUAAGGAAUGGGAGAUCCUGAGAGUAGCCCCCACAGCAGAUGAUGGGAUAGGGAGUGAGCAUGAGGAGGAGAAUCUGGAGCAGGAAAGUCCCGAGAUGGUGGAAUUAGACAUGAUGUUGCUGGGAAGAGCUGAAGAGAACAUUUUCCAGAGCCCUGAACUUGGAGAAACCUGUGAGAGUCAGUGUGGACUGGAGAGGCAGCAGGAAAACCACCCAAAUGAGAGACUAGGGAUACCCACUCACCAAGGAGAAGGUUUUAAGGAAUUCAACAACAUCAGCAUCAACCGGAGAACAGAUAAGUCAGAAACCCAGAAAACAUGCACUGAGUGUGAGAAAACCUUUUCUUGGAGGUCAGAGCUGCUAAUCCAUCAGAGACUGCACACGGGAGAGAAACCCUACAAAUGCCUCGACUGUGGGAAAAGUUUCACACGAAGCUCAAACCGUAAUGCGCAUCAGAGGAUCCACACAGGAGAUAAGCCCUAUAAAUGCACUGAGUGUGGGAAAAGCUUCAGCCAAAGCUCACACCUGGUGAAACAUCAGCGGCUGCACGUGGGAGAGAAGCCCUACAAGUGUACGAAAUGUGGAAAAAGCUUCAGCUGGAGCUCAGACCUUAUUGUUCACCAGAGAAUCCACACAGGAGAGAGACCCUAUAAAUGCCUCGACUGCGGGAAAAGCUUCAAUCGGAGCUCGAACCUUAACACGCAUCAGAGGGCCCACAUGGGAGAGGGUCCCUACAAUUGCACCGAGUGUGGGAAAAGUUUCAGCUACUGCUCCUCCUUCAUUAGACACCAGAGAACCCACACAGGAGAGAAACCCUACAAAUGCACCGAGUGUGGGAAAACCUUCUUUGAGAGCUCGGCCCUUAUCAGGCACCAGAGGAGCCACACUGGAGAGAUGCCCUACAAAUGCACCGAGUGUGGGAAAAGCUUCUUCGAGAGCUCAUCCCUUAUCAAGCACCAGAGGAUCCACACUGGAGAGAAGCCCUACAAAUGCUCUGACUGCAGGAAGAGCUUCAAGCAGAGCUCAUCCCUCAUCAAUCAUCUGAGGACCCACACCGGAGAGAAACCCUACAAAUGCACCGACUGCGGGAAAAGCUUCACUGUGAGCUCUGCUCUGAUUAGACAUCAGAGGAUCCACCUGUGAUCAACAUCAGCUGCCAGCUUCCCUUCGGGGGCUUAUGUGAGGCCUGAAGAUAAGUCUGGGAACCAGAACAGGUGACUGUGGAUCCUUUGAGGUAUUGGAAAGGGCCCUCAGAAAGCCUGCGUCUUUGGUCUCUUGUUAUUCAUUCAGUGACCUUGUCCCAGUCUGUCACUGAAUAGAGCUGCCUCGAGAAGGACUAUGCUGUUUGGGCUGAUUCAGGCAGGAACUGGAUCUCACCGGGUAUCAGUAUGGCAUCGGGCGUGAUGGGGCUCCAGUCUCAGAUGGGAUCUCUUGGUAAUGCACAUAUUAAUGAUUAGAAAAGACUGGCCCUUAUUUUCCUCUUUCCCUGGUGGUCUCCUCAUCUUCCUCUCUCUCUUUCCCCUCUGUCCAGUCAUUGGAUUGAAGAGGACCCAGGAGAGUUCUUGAGAGAAUGUACAGAGAUAAAAGAGAAAGCUGUGAAUCCGAGCUGUCCAGUCAGUGAAACACCCCCAGAGCCAGGGUGAUCUGGGCAUGAGUGUGUUGUGUCCCAGCAGCUCUCCAGGAGGUACCAGCUGGGUGGGGGCCUCCGGAACUACAGGAGGAGAGGUGCCCAGCUGACACAGAGGCAAAGCCAAGCCAGAUAUCAGGCUGAUCUCCUGUGUUCUGGGGUGGAUUUGGAGGGACACUUCUCAUGUAUCGGUGGAGACCCAAAGGACAAGUAUUGCUCAGGAUCUGAUUGGAUGGCCCAGUGAAGGAUUCCUCUGUGUUUCCUGUCUGUAACUAACUCACAGGGCCCCAUGUCUAAACGCAUCUUGGAAUCACAUUUGGUCUUCGCCCCACAGUAACAUCCCUAACUCAAGCGAUCCAGCGACAAUACAGACAUAGGUUGUAGUGAAGAUGGAACCUAAUCCAAUCUUCCCUAAAUGGGUUAAAAACUCAGGCUUCAGGCUGUGUACAAGGACAUAACUAGAGACCUUAUGACCAUAUUAAAGUCAGGUGAGCGGAAUCUGUGCUGUAACCGGGACCUGAGUGAUAACUGUUGUGUAGAUGGGGCCUAGUGUCUAUAACUGUUUUUCCUUGCAGGUGGGAAGUUCUAGCCCAGUUAAUGAGCCCAGCUUGAAGCCUGGAACAUGCCUAGGCUAGAGUAUGGGCCCCUAACAUGUUUAUUUGCCUGUCCACAUGGGCAAGAAGAAACACUGUAAUUACACAAUC